AUGACCCCAGACACGAAGAAUAAGAGGGUUCGAAGAAACAGGGUCGAGGCAAAAAUUGUUGAAACACCAAAGAAUCAACAACAGUCUGAUUCGGAUUUCGAUAUUCAUGACGAGGAAGAAUCAAAUUCGAGUGAAGAAUGGGAGUUGCUCAUACCUAAUCCGAAGCCCAUGCAUAUCAAAAUUAUUAAUUCCAAUGACAACAGCAAGGCUGAUUGCGCGAUAAAUGACAUUAAAAAUUCGUUGACUGAGGGGCAGCUGGACAUGUUCAAGAAAACUGUGUUUGGCAAAUUCCUAAACAUACCUCACUGUAAAUUUCAGACUCAGUUGGUCAACAUGCUAUUGUUACGUGAGGUAAACCAGCGGAGGUCUGACGAGGUUUGGAUCAAUUUUGCUGGGAAGGUGCUCCGGUUUGGCAUUGAAGAGUUUGCCUUGAUUUCCGGAAUGAAAUGCAUUGGGUCUACCAAGAAACUAUCCGUCCAACAGGUGUCUGAUGGUCUCUUUGAUACAUACUUUGCUGGGUUUCGAUUGAGCAGGAACUACAUACGGAGUCAAUUUCUCUCCAAGGUAUGGAAGAAUGACGAGGAUGCAGUCAAGCUUGCAAAACUGCACCUUCUAGCAAAUUUUUUACUGGGUGCCCAGGACACGUUGUUGCUUGAUAGACGAUAUUUGGACAUAAUUGAUAGCUCCGAGUGUGAUGAAUUUCCAUGGGGGACAGAGGUGUUUGAAUACACUAUCCAUUAUCUGAAGAAGACGUUGCACAAUCGUCGGGCGAUGCAUACGAGAAAAGACGAUGUGAAUGACUAUCUUUUCAGAUGCUAUGGAUUCAUCCUAGCACUACAGAUUUGGUUUUUUGAGAUUUGUGACACAGCUGAUGGGCUGAUUUGCUCACGCAUAGUUGGUGAAGAUAUGCCACGCAUGGUGAAGUGGGAGGUGAAAGGAUGCUACAACAGAUUAUUCAUUGACAGACAUUUCAUGAACUUGUCACAUGACAAGUUCAACAACUUGAGCCCGACAGAUUUUGAAAAAUCGAAUCUUCACCUAGAUGGGUUUUUCAAGAAAAAGAAUCAAUUUCUGUUAGACGACGACUCGUCAUCUAAUGGUCCAACGCACAUCCAAUCUGAGAUACUUAACCGAUUGGAUGAGAUGGGACAAAAACAGACAGAAAUGGCUAACGAGAUUGGAAUGCUCAAGAAUAUGUUUAUGGAGUUUUCAACGAGGAGUGCUACUGACUUUGCCAUGCUCAAACAACUGAUAUUGGGUGGAAAUCUUGGAGCCACUGUUCCAAACGAUGAAACAGGCGGUGCCACAAACAUUGAUGUUGAUACAAGUCAUCCCGAUCCAAAGAAUGAAGAUGCAGUCAACCGGUUGAAUGCUGAUGAUGUUGAUGCCCAAGUUGGACAAGAUACCGACUUGGGACAUGAUCCAAAAGGAACUGAAGAAGCAGUCUACCAGUUGAAUGCUGAUGUUGAUGUUGACAACUUCUCUCCCAUCAACACUCAAUUUCUAGCCGAAAUUGAUAGGGCUACUGAAGCAAUAACAAAAAGUCGAUCUAUCGACAAGGAAAAGAAACCUGUAGGCCAUGGUCUUUCACUUAAUGAACGCAUUGGUCUCAAAUCCGAACCAGUCAAACUGUCUCAACUAUCAUCGCAACCAUCAUUUGACGCAAUCACCAAAGAUCUACAUCCACUACAACCUUCGAGAGAUGUGCACCCUACCAAGAUGGAAAAAGGUGUUGUCGUACUUACUAAGAAUGCCAAACCCGUUGUGUUAAACCCUGUAGUAGUCGGUUUGAAGAAACGGAAUGUGGUUAAACAAUCAUGUCCAUUUAAUGUCCCGUUCUGGAAGAAUGUUUUUGAUGGUGAAACAGAAGAUUUCUUGAGGUGGCUUAGAAUGGGUCAUCUUCAGACUUUUCGAAAGAUUAGUGAACACGAGUAA
Molecule: messenger RNA, 1935 nt
Organism: Striga hermonthica
Lineage: Eukaryota; Viridiplantae; Streptophyta; Magnoliopsida; Lamiales; Orobanchaceae
Source: the annotation of a GenBank genome assembly